Solenopsis invicta (red fire ant) is the source of this 1088-nucleotide messenger RNA. RefSeq lists its product as uncharacterized. The transcript is spliced from 5 exons. NCBI's taxonomy places the organism in Eukaryota, Metazoa, Arthropoda, Insecta, Hymenoptera, Formicidae. The record is from RefSeq and is a predicted model, not a curated record. Bases 400 to 990 code for a protein of 196 amino acids.
AAAUAUGCGGUUUUUUAAUAAUCAACGAUUAAUUAGCGUAACGCAAAUUAAGGUCACGCCGAUUUGCAAAUUGGCCAGAUUGGUUAUGGCGUGUUUAUCCGGUAACGAAACAAACGAGUAAUUAUUUGGUGACUCUCCGCCAUUACUAAUUUCCAGAAACGCGAGAACAUUCGGGGAACAGCCUCUGAGGAAUAUUGGCGAAAGUCUUAAAGUUGUCAGUCUCUUAAUUUACGUCGACGGCGCAACGGAGGCAUUUCAUCACGGAAUGUGAAGACAUCUGUCCGAUGCCCGAUAAAGGAUAGGACCAUCCCUGCUGUUGCCGAGAAACAUCCCGUUUCCGUGGAACAAAAGGAAUCCAGGAUUACGCCCAAGGCACUAAAAAUUACUCUCUGAUACGCGAUGCCGACGAACGGGCCGGACGCAGAAAUUUUUAGAAGAGAUCAAUCACAGCAUCAGGUUGCUGUUAAUAGUGCAUGUGACGAAGAAAAUAACAGAAUAUUAUCAAAGCAGGAAAUAAUCAAUAAGGUCGAGUCUGAUGAAUCCUGGGUACCUCCAAAUUCCUCUCGGCGAACCAGCCCGUUAGGAUCAAGGAAAUCGCCGAAAUUAUGUAGAACGAUAUCGAGGUCCGAAGCUGUUAGGCAAGAUGUUAGGAGAUUGAAGAGCGUCACGUUGGAUAGAAUGGGAAAGAUGUUUAGGACGUCUGCUGUGGGAAAAUCAUUUUUAGGCUUGGACACUAAUGUGACACGCGUCGAUGAUUAUGACAAAAAAGCUACGAGGAAGGAAAAGACAAACUCGUUGGGGAGAAUGCUUAAGCUUGUUGACAAAGACGGUUCGCCCAAGAAACUUUUUGUUCAUCCCCGGACAGGAUCGCUGAGUCGUAUACUGCGUAGGCAUCCUCAUAAUGAGGACAAUGGAAUUAUUGGCAAACCCGCGGAGGACACCGGGCGUGGAAUUUUCUCCAGAAUGCUUAGUCAACUGAGAGGAAAGUAAAGAUUUAAAGAAAUUUGCCGAGCGAAUCUUCAUUAAUAGGCAGACACGAUUUGCCGUCGAGAUCUCGGACUUCAAUCGGAGAUGGAGUCCGAAAACUA